Kazachstania africana CBS 2517 is the source of this 1827-nucleotide messenger RNA. RefSeq names its product protein channel TOM71 (gene TOM71). Gene Ontology annotation, molecular function: protein binding. NCBI's taxonomy places the organism in Eukaryota, Fungi, Ascomycota, Saccharomycetes, Saccharomycetales, Saccharomycetaceae. The record is from RefSeq and is a predicted model, not a curated record. Gene Ontology annotation, cellular component: mitochondrial outer membrane. The transcript has a single exon. Bases 1 to 1827 code for a protein of 608 amino acids.
AUGCCUACCGACUCUGGUGCCUCCCAAGGAGGAAUAGGGUCCUUUAUCACAAGACACAGAACCGCUAUCUUGGCUACUUUGGCUGCAGGUGCCACCGCUGCUAGUGCCUACUACUAUUACAACAACCUAAGGGAAUUAAAAGACUUGAAAGACCAUGAUAAACAAGCUGAAGAUAAGUCUGAAAAUGCAACUGAAAAAAAGUUAGCUUCCAAGCCCAAGAAAAAGAAAGUGUCCAAGGCUUCACAAUUCCCAGCUAAGGAAAAUGGUGAACCUGAUUUCACUGGUGUGGAUAAUUUGACAGCCGAUCAGAAAGAUAAAUGGGCUAUCGAGUUGAAAGACAAAGGUAACGAAUAUUUCAAAGAAAAAGAUUAUGAGAAUGCUUUGAAGUUCUACGAUUUUGCUUUAAUUUUGAAAAAGGAUCCUGUCUUCUAUUCAAAUAUGUCUGCAUGUUACGUCUCUUUAAAUGAAUUGGAUAAAGUGAUCGAAAUGAGUACUAAAGCUUUAGAAUUGAAGCCUGACUAUUCGAAAGCUCUAUUACGUAGAGCCACUGCCAAUGAACAGUUGGAAAAUUACUCGGAUGCAAUGUUUGAUCUCUCAGUACUCUCUUUAAAUAACGAUUUUAAUGGCGCUACUAUCGAACCAAUGCUUGAAAGAAACCUAAACAAACAAGCCAUCAAAGUUCUUGACCAAAAAUCAAAGAACCCAUCUAAAAAUGAAAGUGAAUUGCCUUCUAAUACUUCUAUGGCCUCCUUUUUCUCUAUUUUUACUCCUGAAAUAUCUUUUGAUUCUUAUGAUGAAGAGUCUGAUGCCGAUAAGGAAUUACUCAAUGGGUUGAAAGAAUUGUACUCCGCUAAAACUGGUUGCUAUGAAAUCGCUGAAUCUUCUUUCAAUAAAUCAAUGGAAUUGUAUAAAAUCUUGUUAGAAUCCACAGAAGACAAAGAAACUAUCUCUAAGAAAUUUGCCAUUGCCUUAGAAUACGUAGGUAUCUUCAACUUUUUGAGAAACGAUUUAGUUACCGCUCAAGAUUUAUUUAAUCAAUCAAUCAGUGCCAGUCCACGUGUCAACUCAUACAUAUAUUUAGCAUUAAUUUCAGCAGAUAAAAAUGAAAAAGAUGAAUCCAAUAAGUAUUUCGAUGAAGCUUUGAAAUUGGAUCCAAAUUGUUCCCCAAUUUAUUACCAUCGUGGUCAAUUAAACUUUGUUACACAGGAUUACGUAAACGCCAAGAAUGAUUUCUUAAAGGCCAAGGAAUUGGAUGAAAAUAACAUAUUCCCAUACAUCCAAUUAGCAUGCUUAUCAUAUCGUGAAGGUGAUUUUGAAGAUUGCCAAAAUCAAUUCGAAUUAGCAAGAAAGAAGUUUCCAGUGGCCCCAGAAAUUCCAACUUUCUUAGGUGAAAUUUUGGCCGAUAAAGGCGAUCUAGAUUUGGCUGCUAAACAGUACGAAUUCGGUAUCAGAUUAGAAAAUACACAAAAGAGUAUCCAUGUAGGUAUUGCGCCAUUGAUUGGCAAAGCUACUGCUUUGGCUAGACAACCAACUCCUGAAAACUUUAGUGAAGCUUCCAAAUUAUUGCAAGAUGCAGUUGAAAAGGACCCAAGAUCAGAACAAGCUAUUGUAGGUCUUGCACAAUUAAAAUUACAAGAAGAAGAUGUUGAUACAGCUAUCGAAUUAUUUGAAAAAGCUUCAGAUUACUCUAGAUCAAUGGACGAAAAAUUACAAGCUACUACUUUUGCUGAAGCUGCAAAAGUUCAGAAAAGAAUUAGAGCAGAUCCUGUCAUCAAGGCAAAAGUUGAAGAAACUUUAGCUCAAUACCACGCUCAAGGAUUUAUGUAA